ACUCUGACAACAAACAGAAAAAAAGUGUUUUAUUUACAAAGAAUAAUUACACACACUUGUCACAAGAAUUCUUCUCGCUGCAUUUCAUCAUUUAGAAUAUAAUCUGAUUGUAACAAAAUUUAAAUAAAAUAAUUAAUAAAUUUAGAAAAAACAUUAUUAAAACAAUACGAAAUAAUAGCAAACAAACAAAAUCCAAUGAUAAAUAAUUGAUUGUAAAGAAAACAAAAAAUUACGUGACGUUUUGCAAGUUGAUUGGUGUUUUCAAGAAAUCUUAUUCAUAGCGUUGUUUUUGUUGUAAAACAAAUAAUUUAGUUUUUUUCAUUCUUAUCAGUUUAUUAUUAUUGGGAGGAGUGAAGAAAAUUCUCAUGCGGGGUGUGCUGUAAAAGAAAAAUUAAUUUUGACGUGUCGUUUAUUUGUUUAAAUUGCUAAAAAUAAGAAAAAUAUCAACACAAUGUGUGGUUCUAAUCCGCCCGUAACAAAAGGCACCCGUGCCCUGAUUCUAGUGGGAGGCUAUGGCACCCGUUUAAGGCCCUUAACAUUGAGUACACCCAAACCUUUGGUGGAGUUCGCCAACAAACCUAUUCUAUUGCAUCAGCUGGAAGCUUUGGUGGCUGCUGGCUGUACACAGGUAAUUUUGGCUGUCUCCUAUCGCGCCGAACAAAUGGAAAAAGAACUUAAAAUCGAGGCUGAAAAACUGGGCGUUGAAUUGGUAUUUUCCCAUGAAACAGAACCUUUGGGCACUGCUGGCCCUUUGGCCUUAGCCAAACACAUACUAAAUGCCAGCUCAGAACCUUUCUAUGUACUCAACUCAGAUGUUAUCUGUGAUUUUCCCUUCAAACAGUUGGAACAGUAUCAUCGUAAUCAUGGCAAAGAGGGCACCAUAGUGGUGACCAAAGUAGAGGAACCCUCUAAAUAUGGUGUUGUUUUAUAUGAUGACCAAGGCUGCAUUAAGAGUUUCAUAGAGAAACCUCAAGAGUUUGUUAGUAAUAAAAUCAAUGCUGGCAUUUAUAUAUUCAAUCCCUCGGUAUUGGAUCGCAUUGAAGUGAAACCUACUUCCAUUGAAAAGGAAAUUUUCCCCGUUAUGGCCGAAGAGCAGCAAUUGUUUGCCAUGGAGUUGCCCGGUUUCUGGAUGGAUAUUGGACAACCAAAAGAUUUUCUAACAGGCAUGUGUCUCUAUCUUUCGUCUUUGCGACAAAAACAAUCAACGAAUCUUUACACCGGUCCUGGGGUUGUUGGCAACGUUCUAGUUGAUCCCAGUGCUAAAAUUGGUCAAGGUUGUCGCAUUGGUCCCAAUGUCACAAUCGGUCCAGAUGUUGUCAUUGAAGAUGGUGUUUGUAUAAAACGUUCAACGAUAUUAAAAGGUGCCAUUGUUAAGUCACAUUCUUGGUUAGAUUCCUGUAUUGUGGGUUGGCGUUCGAUUGUAGGACGUUGGGUGCGUUUAGAGGGUACCACGGUAUUGGGUGAAGAUGUUAUUGUCAAAGAUGAAAUCUAUAUAAAUGGUGGUCAGGUAUUGCCACAUAAAAAUAUUGCUGCCAGUGUACCAGAACCUCAAAUUAUUAUGUAAAUUUGUAAAAUACCUUAACAUAACUAACAAACAACAACAAUAUGAAAACCAGCAGCAAGACUUUUUGCCGAGGGAAAUAUUUUUAUUUAUAUAACGUAAACAAACUAAAUUGUUUGUAACUAAAUUAUAUUUUUUUUAUUAUAAAAUUAAAAAACAUCUUUACUUGCUUACAAGUAAGGAUUGUCUUCAUUAUCAUUGUUAAAUUAUCUGCAAUAUUUAUAACUUCACUUAAUAUUGGCUUUAAAUCCCUCCCCCCUCUAUCUUUAAUUUUAUUUUCGUUUUUAAGUUAAAUUUUUGUAAAUCUUUCUAUUAAUUUAUUUUAUAAAACAAACUCUAUUUGUGUUUAUCUUUAAAGAAAAAUCUUUAACAUUUCCAUAUAGCUUUGCUAGCUUUAAUAUCAGUUCUUUAUAAUAUUUUAUUUGCCUUAAAUGAUUUUUAUUUUCUAAGACCUUUAAAUGAUUUUGAUUUAUGAAAAUCUUUUAAGUGCCCAGCAUUUUUCUGUUUGAUUUUUUUUUGUAAGAAUAUUUUUCUAUUGGAAGAAUAUAUAUUUAAUUAUAAAUACUUUUUAUAUAAGACGUAAAAAUAAAGCUGAACUU
Molecule: messenger RNA, 2160 nt
Organism: Lucilia sericata (common green bottle fly)
Lineage: Eukaryota; Metazoa; Arthropoda; Insecta; Diptera; Calliphoridae
Gene: Gmppb
Product: mannose-1-phosphate guanyltransferase beta
Exons: 4
Coding region: 452-1564 (370 amino acids)
Biological process (GO): GDP-mannose biosynthetic process; cell wall mannoprotein biosynthetic process
Cellular component (GO): cytoplasm
Molecular function (GO): mannose-1-phosphate guanylyltransferase (GTP) activity; GTP binding
Source: RefSeq, a predicted model, not a curated record